This is a messenger RNA of Zasmidium cellare ATCC 36951, 1002 nucleotides long. RefSeq lists its product as uncharacterized. The record is from RefSeq and is a predicted model, not a curated record. The transcript has a single exon. Gene Ontology annotation, molecular function: 4-hydroxy-tetrahydrodipicolinate synthase activity. NCBI's taxonomy places the organism in Eukaryota, Fungi, Ascomycota, Dothideomycetes, Mycosphaerellales, Mycosphaerellaceae. Bases 1 to 1002 code for a protein of 333 amino acids.
AUGCCAGCAAAUCCGAUCAAAGCACCACCACAGGGUGUGUACGUUCCGGCAAUCACCUUAUUCGACCACAAGACCGACACUCUCGAACCCAAUGCUCAAGCCAAGUAUUUCAAGUACCUUGCUCAAUCUGGAAUCACUGGCUUGGUCGUUCUGGGAACCAAUGCCGAGACUUUCCUGCUCACCAAGGAGGAACGGGUAUCGUUGAUUUGUCUUGCAAGACGGUCGGUUCCAGCCAACUUUCCCAUCAUCGCGGGCGUUAGCGGUCACUCAACGGCACAAGUCAAGGCUUUCAUCGCAGAUGCGGCCAGCGCAGGUGCAGAUUAUGCUCUGUUGUUGCCUUGCGCGUACUUUGGGAAGCAGACAACCCCGUCGGUCGUGAAGAGCUUCUUUGCAGAUGUGGCCAGGACGUCUCCGCUUCCAAUCAUCAUCUACAAUUUCCCUGCUGUCUGCAACGGACUCGAUCUGGACUCGGAGCUCAUCACGAGCAUUGCUCAAGCUAGCCCUAAAAUCGUCGGAGUGAAGCUGACUUGUGGAUCGGUGGCCAAAAUCACCAGGCUUUCAGCUACGUUCAGCCCCGAACGGUUCGCAGUGUUUGGUGGUCAAGUGGACUUCUUAUACGGCGGCCUUGCGGCGGGUAGCUCUGGGUGUAUAGGAGCGUUCGGCAACGUCUAUCCUCAUGUACUUGCGCGGAUCUACGAGCUGUGGCAAGGAGGGGACUUUGAAGGAGCAUUGAGCCUACAACAAAAGGCCGCCCUCGCUGAGUCUCCGACAAAGGCAGGCAUCGCAAGCACCAAGCUAUCAGCGGCGUUGUUCAGCUGCAAGCGGGCGGGCAUUCGAGAUGCUACGGCCCUCGCCUUGCCUCGAGCUCCUUACGAUGCACCAUCGAGUGAAGCACGGUCCCGGAUCUUAGAGGUCAUGGCUGAUGUCGAGGUUAUCGAGGCAGAACUUUGGCGCGGGCGGCAGGGUGAAGAUCAGGGUAUUCGGAUUACGGCGCGUCUCUGA